GUAACUUAAAGGUUUCAGUGCACGAUAUUGCAUAUUUUGGACUAAAAUUACCGAAUUGAGGAAGUUUGAGAAUAAAAUUAUUGAAAUGAUAUGAGAAGCUAGAUACCCCACCUCAUAACCGAAUGUGGACACAAAACAAUAUACAGUUAAUGAAUGUGAUCACUAUUUGAUUGUGAAUAAGUCAUGACUAUCGAUGAUUUCUGUGGAGAGGUCUUUUUUGACUCAGAGGAGACCUUAAACUCGACGGACCCUCGAUUUAGCAACUGUUUUACUGAAUUAAUCUUUGACCUGAUACCUUCCUAUUACUUGUGGUUAUUGGGAAUUCCAUAUUUCCUUUAUCUACAUGGAACUGAGAGCAACAAUAUUCCUGUUUCGAAACUGUUCAAAGCUAAAUCUGUUUUGACCAUCCUACUGUGGUUACUUGCGUGGAUUGAUUUGUUUCGUGGUCUGUGGGAGUGGGGUCAGGACAUGGAAGUACCUGCUGUAGAUCUUGUUUCCCCAUUGUUAAUUGGGGUAUCAAUGGCACUUGCAUAUUUCUUCAUCAAUUAUGAGAGAUUGAAAGGCAUGAGAAAUUCUGGUUAUCUUUUGGUAUACUGGCUUCUCACAAUAUUGAUGUGGGUUUUUCCUUUUAAAUCCAAAGUACAGCUUUUGAUGGAAACUGAGUCAUUGUCUGAUGGGGAACUUCUGAGGUGCAUCACAUUCUUCAUAUCCUAUGCAUUUGUGAUUGCUAACUUUGUACUGUCAUGGUUCAAUGAUUUGCCGCCAUCUUUUAUCAAAGAAGAUGUUUUAGUGGUAAACUUAACAGAUGAGGACAAUGUGUCUCCUACCAAAGCAAAAACUACUCUAGAGAAAAAGGAAGAAUCAGCACAUAUGAGAUCACCAGAACUAUCUGCAACAUUCCUGUCAAGAAUAUCUUUUUGGUGGUUCACGAGUAUGGUGGUGCUUGGUUACAAGCGACCUCUUGAAACAACUGAUCUUUGGAAAUUGACGAAAGAAGAUGAGGCAGGAUAUGUUGCUAGAUCCUUCUUGAAGAAUUGGAAGGAAGAUUCACAAAAAUUCAGGGAGAAACAAAGAACGAAGAGUGACGUUGUUGUUCAUAACAAGAUGGAAGAUGAAGCUCUUGUUAGACAACCAUCUAAUGAUGAAAAAUCCAAAUCACCAUCUCUCACCUGGACAAUGUGUAAAACAUUUGGGCCGUUUUUUCUGCUGGGAUCUUGCUUUAAAUUGGUUCAGGACUGUUUAACUUUUGUAAAUCCACAACUACUCAAAAUGUUGAUCAACUUUACCAUUGAUCCAAGUGCUCCAUUAUGGCAGGGAUAUAUUCUUGCUGUUGGCUUUUUUAUCACAGCAUUCAUUCAAAGUUUAUUUCUUCAUCAGUAUUUCCACAUUUGUUUUGUUGCUGGGAUGAGACUCAGAUCAGCUAUUGUAUCUUCGAUAUAUAGAAAGUCUCUUCUGUUGUCAAAUGCUGCAAGGAAGUCAAGUACAGUUGGUGAAGUUGUAAAUCUUAUGUCUGUUGAUGCUCAAAGAUUUAUGGAUUUGAUGACCUACCUUAAUAUUGUUUGGUCAGGUCCCUUCCAGAUUAUAUUUGCACUCUAUUUUCUAUGGAACAUUUUGGGACCAUCUGUGUUAGCUGGGCUUGCUGUGAUGAUAUUGCUUAUACCAGUCAAUGCCGUCAUUGCCAAUAAAGCUCGUGCUCUGCAGGUGAAACAAAUGAAAUACAAAGAUGAAAGAAUCAAAUUAAUGAAUGAAAUAUUGAAUGGAAUUAAAGUGUUAAAGUUAUAUGCAUGGGAAACAUCUUUCCAGAAAAAAAUUCUGGAUAUUCGAAACAAUGAAUUGAAAGUGUUACGAAGUGCUGCAUAUCUCAAUGCUGCUUCAUCAUUCACUUGGGUCUGUGCUCCUUUCUUGGUUUCACUUACAACAUUUGCUGUUUACGUUUUAUCUGACCCAAGCAAUGUCUUGACUGCUGAGAAAGCAUUUGUGUCUCUUUCUCUAUUCAAUAUCAUGAAAUUUCCAAUCUCUAUGUUACCUAUGGUCAUAUCAGCACUUGUUCAGGCAAGUGUCAGUCUGAAUCGUUUGAACAAAUUCAUGAACAACGCGGAAUUGGAUUUGGAUGCUGUCGAUAAGAAAAAUUCUGAUGGACCAGCUAUCAUUAUUGAAAAUGGAACAUUUACUUGGGAACAUGGAGAAGAACCAGUAUUGGAGGAUAUAAAUUGUGAGAUCAAAGAAGGAUCACUUGUUGCAGUUGUGGGUCAAGUUGGGUCUGGAAAAUCAUCACUAAUAUCAGCAUUACUUGGUGAUACAGAAAAAACGUCUGGUUACGUCAAAACAAGUGGCACCAUAGCGUAUGUUGCACAACAAGCUUGGAUACAAAAUGCAACUGUUCGAGAUAAUAUAUUGUUCGGUCGACCACUCAAUGUUUGUGACUAUCAGGAUGUGAUAGAGAAUUGCGAAUUGAAAAGUGAUUUUGAUGUAUUACCAGGAGGAGACAUGACAGAGAUCGGAGAAAAGGGAAUAAAUUUAUCAGGAGGACAAAAGCAGAGAGUAUCAGUAGCAAGGGCUGUUUACCAGGACGCUCAGAUUUACUUGUUUGACGAUCCACUCAGUGCAGUUGAUGCUCAUGUCGGCAAAAAUAUUUUUGAGAAUGUCAUCGGCCCGAGAGGUUGCCUCAGGAAGAAGACUAGAGUUUUGGUCACACAUGGAAUUGCAUUCUUACCACUAGUUGAUAACAUCAUUGUUCUGAAGGAUGGCAGAAUUUCAGAGGUUGGAAGUUAUUAUGAACUUCAAGAAAGAGAUGGUGCAUUUGCUGAAUUCUUAAGGAAUUAUGCGAAUACCGAUGAUGAGGAAAUGGAUGAGGGGGAUCCCACAGUUCUAUCGAUCUCACCUGAUGUUUUCUCCAUACAUGAUGAUGAGAGAGAUAUUGAACUUAGCUUGGAAGAAGAUGUCAAUAUAGCUGCUAGAAAAAGAAUAAUGAGUGAUAGAAGUAGAGAUUCAAAGAAUGUUUAUGCUGGUCCUGCAUGCAAGUAUGUACCUUUGAAAAAGAAAUUGAAGGAUGAGGAGAGAGUAUGCAAGUUACCCGAAAAAAAAAACCUAGCAUCUGGUGAUAACUUGAUUGUAAAGGAAACUGCUGAAACUGGAAGGGUCAAAUUAUCUGUGUAUUUAUCAUAUGCUCAGUCCAUUGGAAUUCUACUUUGCAUGUUAAUUUGCAUACUGUAUGCUAUGCAGAAUGCCGUUUCAAUUUAUUCCAGUAUUUGGUUGUCUGACUGGAGUAAUGAUCCUGUGAUAAACGGCACUCAACAUAAAACAACUCUACGUCUCUCUGUUUAUGGUGUGCUGGGACUUUCACAAGGUGUUUUUGUUGGACUUGCUGUGGUGGUUCAAUCAUAUGGAACUUUAAAAGCAGCAAGUCAUUUGCACAGAGAUAUGCUGUGCAACUUAUUGAGAGCACCAAUGCAGUUUUACGACCAGACACCGAUUGGCCGUAUUAUUAACAGAUUUUCAAAAGAUGUUGACACCAUGGAUAAUACGCUUCCGAGAUGCAUACAAAUGUGGCUGACAUGCAUGUUUAAAGUAUUCGGAGCAAUUAUCGCCAUCUCAUUUGCAACCCCACUGUUUAUAAUCUCUUUCGUUCCCCUCAUUAUCAUGUACUAUUUUAUUCAGAGAUUUUAUGUUGCAACUUCACGUCAACUGAAAAGAUUGGAAUCAAUCAGUCGUUCUCCUAUUUAUUCACAUUUUGGAGAAUCAGUUACAGGUGCCAGUACCAUUCGUGCCUAUGGCUUGCAGAGGAGUUUUAUUUUGGAGAAUGAACACAAAGUUGAUUUGAAUCAGAUGGCAUAUUAUCCUAAUAUUGUAUCAAACAGAUGGCUUGCAUUACGAUUGGAGUUUGUAGGAAAUUGCAUUGUGUUGUUUGCUGCAAUAUUUGCUGUUGCUGCCAAAGGUUCAAUAUCUGGAGGUAUUGUUGGUCUCUCCAUCUCUUAUGCUCUCCAGAUAACUCAAACAUUGAAUUGGAUGGUGCGACAAACUAGUGAGUUGGAAACCAAUAUUGUUGCAGUAGAACGUGUCAAAGAAUAUUCUGAAAUUGAGGGAGAGGCAUCAGAUAUUAUAGAUGAUUGUCGUCCUCCACACAACUGGCCAAAAGAUGGAACCAUAAGUUUCAGAAAUUACAGCACAAGAUAUAGAAAGGAAUUGGAUUUGGUUGUGAAAGAUAUUGAAGUCAAUAUUAAGGGAGGUGAAAAGAUUGGCAUUGUUGGUAGAACAGGAGCUGGUAAAUCAUCUCUCACUCUUGCUUUGUUUCGAAUCAUUGAACCAGCUGGCGGUUCCAUCUUCAUUGAUGAUAUGAAUAUUUCCAAGAUUGGAUUGUUUGAUUUGAGAUCAAAACUAUCCAUCAUCCCACAGGAUCCAGUAUUGUUCUCUGGUACAUUGAGAAUGAAUCUUGAUCCAUUUGAUGCAUACACUGAUGAUCAAUUGUGGAAUGCUCUCGAACAUUCUCAUCUUAAACCAUUUGUUUCUGGUCUUCCAAAGAAACUAGAACAUGAUAUAGCAGAAGGUGGAGAAAAUUUGAGUGUUGGACAACGUCAGCUUGUCUGUUUAGCUCGUGCCUUACUGCGUCAUUCAAAAAUUCUUGUACUUGAUGAAGCUACUGCUGCUGUUGAUCUUGAGACUGAUGAUUUAAUUCAGGGAACUAUCAGGGUUGAAUUUGAGGAUUGCACAACAUUUACUAUUGCUCACAGGCUCAACACUAUCAUGGAUAGCACCAGAGUUCUUGUCCUUGAUGCAGGAAAGGUUGCUGAGUUUGACACUCCCAUUAAUCUGCUGAAAGCAAAAGGAAUUUUCUAUGGAAUGGCCAAAGAUGCUGGAUUGGCAAAUUGAGGACAAGAUUAAGAUAAUAUCGAUCGGGAAUCGGUUGAUAUUUCAUGGGUGAUUUAUCUCCAGACCUGAUUUGAUCAUGAUAAUAUGUUAGUUGAAAGUAUAUCUUUCAAUGAGUGUUAUGAACCUUGGCAACCUUGUAUGCAUGUUACUGAUUGUACUAUAUCACCUGCUUACAACUUGUUGAUCUUGGAAGAACCCUUUUACAAAGUUGUUGUUUUCCAGUGAAGUACAUCCAUUUAAAAUAGAAGCAUGAUUUUCAAUAUUCAAUCAUGGGUAAAAGAAUUCUGAUGAUAUGAGAGCUAAUAAUGUGUGUACAAAAAAAAACAUAAUUUUAGUCUAGUUUACUUUGAAAAGCAUAAUUUCAGUCUAGUUUACUAUAAUAUUCAUAUAUAGACAUUGUCAAAUUGCCUUGCUUUGUUUUAACUAUUAUCCCAUCUUGUGAUUAUUAUGCUAUGAAGCCAAGUAUAUUGUCUGUCCUGAAAGUUUGUACAUUCAUCCUUAUUUUAAUGUAGUAGUAAUUGUAUUCAUUGCCUUUUUUUUUUUUUUUUUCAUCAUCUUGGGAAAAGGGAUGAUACUAUUUUGUUUAUUACAUGCCAAAUUGCAUUGACCUGAACUACACAUUUCAUAUUUUUUGGUUUUAAUUUGAAAUAUCACAAGUGCUUAAAUUAGGUAAUAGUGGUAUUAUAAGAAAUUUUAUUUGAAACUGGUUCCAAUCUCAAAAUAUCAACAUUGAUAUAGUUUAAAUACAAUCAUGUUGAUACAUUUUUCUUAUUGUGAAGAUUAUCACUAUCAACAUUAAAACAUCUCUUUUUAAAUUUUUUGAAGGAAACAUAUUGUAGUAUUUGAUAAACUGGUCUGAAUUCAAAUAGAAUGUGAAAUAUACUCGAAGCUCUACUGUUAAUAUUAUUUAGCCAUAGUGUGUAGUGUUGUAAAAGCAUUUUGUAGUUCUUCAUUUACUUCUUCAGCUUCAAAAUCGUGCACUGAAAAUACCAUUAUGUAAGAUUGAUUUUGUGUUUAACAUUUUUCAUUUGUUAUAGAAGAAAGACGCGAAAUGUUACUACCUCAAUUUGGCCACAUACACAUUUUUAUAUACAAAACCAAUUACCCAUUUAAUAAUUACACCAAAUCAAUUUCAUUGUAUUUCAAAGUGCAAUGUGCAUUUACAUCCUUGCUCCAAAUAAAGUUUUUCAUGUCAUCUCAUCUCAUUAUCCUAAAGACCAUUUAAAUUGAGUUGAAUAUUGAUAUUCAAUUGCAUAUCUGAUAUCGAGUUGAAAUAUCAGAUGAGUUACUGAUUUUAUACUGACACAUCCUAUUCAUGGAUACCCCGACUCCCAUUGUUCCAUUCUUUCGAUUAAACAGUUCCUUUCAGUUCAUAACGUGCUUUGGUAGAAUUUUUGUAGUGUGUGAAAAUUCGUUCUAAUAUCAAAUAAAAUUCUUUCAAAAAUUUCGUUUAGCUACUAUUAUUGCCCAGUUACUGUUUAUGAUUUUUUGUUCCGAUCGGUCUUCGCCAAUUUUAUAUGUUUAAAAUGAUGUAACCAUAGUGUAUACUUGCAAUUUUUGAAAAUCUAAUAAUAUAAUACGCGAACCUGCCACCAUUUUAAAACUUGUAAAUUUUAUUCGGUUUACUUGUUCAGAAAAAGUUAAAAACAUGGUUUCUAAGCAGUUCCUAUCAUUGGUGGUAUAUGUUUUAAUGAUGGUUCACUUGUGCAUUGACUCCCAUAAUUGUUCGUAGUAAUUAAUAUGAACAGGUGAUUAUGUAGAUAAAAUAAUUCCUUCACAAUAAAAUGAUUCUUAUUAAUCGA
Molecule: messenger RNA, 6668 nt
Organism: Styela clava
Lineage: Eukaryota; Metazoa; Chordata; Ascidiacea; Stolidobranchia; Styelidae
Product: multidrug resistance-associated protein 1-like
Biological process (GO): transmembrane transport
Cellular component (GO): membrane
Molecular function (GO): ABC-type transporter activity; ATP binding; ATP hydrolysis activity
Source: RefSeq, a predicted model, not a curated record